AUGACCGAAAACGGCCUGAAGUCGCAGAAGCGCAUUCUCACCGAUGCCACGAUGACCUCUGGAAAUCUACUACCGAAUAACACGCCCAAAAAGCGUAAACUCGAUGUCGACGAACCUACAGUGCGCUUGAAUGUGCCCCCUCGAAGCAGUGCUCCCAAAAGCUUCGGGUCCAGUCAGAUGCAACCAAAAAGUCGCUUCGAAGAGGAUCUCGAGAAAUUGACGCAAGACAUAACCGGCUUGAAAGAGUCCAAUGCAGAAAAGGAUCAACAAUGGGAUCGCCCACCGCUGGGAGAUUUCGAUCCUGCAAAGGAUAAUUUGUGCUUCCAGCAGAUCGAUGUAGAAGAGGGGGACUCAAAUGGUCGUACUGCGGUCAAGCUCUUCGGCGUCACUGAGAAAGGGAACUCCGUUCUUCUCCAUGUCGAAGGCUUUCGCCACUACCUUUAUAUUGCUGCUCCGGUCGGAUUCCAUCCCGAGGACGUCAAACCAUAUACCGCUUUCCUAGAACAGAGGUUCGGACAGCAUGAACGCAUGAUCCACUCAGUAAACCUAGCGCAGAAAGAAAACCUCUAUGGCUUUCAAGGGAAUCUAAAGUCUUGGUACAUUAGAAUCACGGUGACCGAUCCGAAAUAUAUCGCCAAGCUACGAAACGGUCUCGAAAAGAGUAUCGCGAACUAUAACUACAAAAGACUCUGGCCUUCGGGGGACGAUGGUGGUAUAAUGACUUUUGACAACAUUCAAUACGUGUUGAGAUUCAUGAUUGAUACAGGGAUUUCAGGAAUGUCCUGGGUCGAAGCCAAAGCAGGAGACUACGAACUUGUGCCAGAGGCAAAGCGACAGUCAAAUUGUCAGAUCGAGGCUUUUAUGCCGUAUACCAGCCUCAUUGCACAUUCACACGAUGGAGAAUGGGCAAAAAUGGCACCCUUGCGGAUUUUGUCAUUUGAUAUUGAGUGUGCUGGUCGAAAAGGAAUCUUCCCCGAACCGAACCAAGAUCCUGUCAUCCAAAUCGCCAAUGUUGUCACUCGCUAUGGAGAAUCAAAACCGUUUGUCCGAAAUGUUUUUGUUUUGGAUACGUGCAGUCUGAUUGUUAAUACCCAGAUUUUUGAAUUUAAGGACGAAGCUAAGUUGCUCGCGGCCUGGCAACAAUUUGUUCAAAAAGUCGAUCCGGACGUUAUCAUAGGGUACAACAUUGCAAACUUCGAUUUUCCCUACCUACUUGAUCGCGCAAGACACUUAAAGUGCCAGCAGUUUCCCUUCCUCACGAGACUGCCUCAAAUCAAGUCGGAAGCCAAAGAAACGAACUUUUCUAGUAAGCAGAUGGGGAAUCGUGACACGAAAUCAACGAACACAAACGGCAGAAUCCAACUCGAUCUUCUUCAGUUAGUUCAACGGGACCAUCAGCUCCGAAGCUACACCCUUAACUCUGUUUGCGCCGAAUUCCUGGGAGAACAGAAAGAAGACGUUCACCACACCAUCAUCACAGAGCUUUUCAACGGUACUCCAGACUCCAGAAGACGCUUGGCUGUUUAUUGCUUGAAAGAUGCCUAUCUUCCACAGCGAUUGAUGGACAAGUUGAUGUGUCUUGUCAAUUACACUGAGAUGGCUAGGGUCACAGGCGUGCCUUUCAAUUACCUGUUGUCACGCGGUCAGCAAGUCAAGUUCAUCAGUCAGAUUUUCCGCAAAGCUCGAACUGAACAACUGGUCAUUCCCAAUUUGAGCAAACAGGAUGACGGAGAUUAUGAGGGAGCUACGGUCAUUGAGCCUGUUCGAGGGUACUAUGACGUGCCCGUAGCGACUCUCGAUUUUGCCUCUCUAUACCCGUCCAUCAUCCAAGCUCAUAAUUUGUGUUACACCACCCUUUUGGAUAAACGAAAAGUAGAGCAUUUCAACCUCAAAAAAGAUGAGGACUACAUUGUUACACCUAAUGGCGAUCUGUUUUGUACUACCAAGGUGCGGAAAGGGCUGUUGACGCAAAUUCUGGAAGAGCUUUUGGGUGCGCGUAAAAGGGCCAAAAAAGAAUUAGCCGUGGAGAAGGAUCCAUUCAAAAAGGCCGUCUUGAACGGUCGUCAGCUUGCUCUGAAAAUUAGCGCCAACAGUGUGUACGGUUUGACAGGUGCGACUGUUGGCAAGCUUCCUUGUUUGGAGAUUGCUAGCAGUACUACUAGUUACGGUCGCCAGAUGAUCGAAAAGACGAAAGCUGAAGUUGAAGCAAAAUACACUAUUGCAAACGGCUAUUCUCACGACGCUCAGGUUAUCUACGGAGAUACCGACUCUGUGAUGGUCAAAUUUGGCGUUCGGACGCUUGAAGAAGCGAUGAAGUUAGGUGAAGAGGCUGCCGAUUAUGUGUCUUCGAAAUUCAUCAAACCGAUCAAACUCGAAUUCGAGAAAGUCUACUUUCCGUAUCUGCUGAUCAACAAAAAGCGUUACGCCGGGCUUUACUGGACCAACACUAAGAAGUACGAUAAAAUGGACACCAAGGGUAUCGAAACUGUUCGACGAGACAACUGUCGACUGGUACAAACAGUUAUUGAGACGGUAUUGAAUAAGAUUCUGAUCGACCGAGAUAUCAAUGGCGCGCAAGAUUAUGUCAAGAAUAUGAUAUCUGAUCUUCUGCAAAACAAAGUGGACUUGUCCAAAUUGGUGAUCACCAAAGCUUUAUCGAAAUCGGACUACACUGCCAAACAAGCUCAUGUUGAACUUGCUGAGCGUAUGCGCAAAAGAGAUGCAGGUUCUGCGCCAACACUUGGUGACCGUGUGGCCUACGUUAUUGUCAAGGGUGCUGGAGGAUCGAAAAACUACGAAAAAUCCGAGGAUCCCAUCUAUGUCUUGGAGAACAACAUUCCCAUUGACACCAAAUAUUACCUGGAUAAUCAAUUAGCCAACCCCCUCGGCCGUAUCUUCGAGCCUAUUUUGGGAGAGAAAAAGGCGGCACAACUGCUCACGGGCGAGCACACUCGAUCUAUUUCUGUCGCUGCACCCACCUUGGGCGGGCUGAUGAAGUUUGCAAAGAAGACGCAAACCUGUAUGGGUUGCAAGAAGCCUUUGGUCGGAAAAGAUGAAAUGGCUGGAGCUGUGUGUGAGAAUUGUCGACCGAGGUUAGGUGAGCUGUAUGCUAGAACGUUGAAGAAGACAUCGGAUCUCGAGGUCCGGUUUGGUCGUUUAUGGACACAGUGUCAACGCUGCCAGGGCAGUUUGCAUUGCGAGGUCAUCUGCUCAGCGCGAGAUUGUCCUAUCUUCUAUAUGCGCAUGAAGGCCAAGAAGGACGUUGAAGAUGCAGAAAAGGAACUGAUGCGGUUUGAUCACGAUCUCGGUGCAUGGUAG
This is a messenger RNA of Talaromyces amestolkiae, 3318 nucleotides long. RefSeq lists its product as uncharacterized. The transcript is spliced from 4 exons. The coding region runs from base 1 to 3318 and encodes 1105 amino acids. Lineage: Eukaryota; Fungi; Ascomycota; Eurotiomycetes; Eurotiales; Trichocomaceae. Gene Ontology annotation, cellular component: delta DNA polymerase complex. The record is from RefSeq and is a predicted model, not a curated record. Gene Ontology annotation, biological process: base-excision repair, gap-filling; DNA-templated DNA replication; nucleotide-excision repair, DNA gap filling. Gene Ontology annotation, molecular function: DNA binding; DNA-directed DNA polymerase activity; 3'-5'-DNA exonuclease activity.